This is a messenger RNA of Panicum hallii, 2163 nucleotides long. RefSeq lists its product as uncharacterized. Gene Ontology annotation, molecular function: protein binding. Lineage: Eukaryota; Viridiplantae; Streptophyta; Magnoliopsida; Poales; Poaceae. Bases 184 to 1701 code for a protein of 505 amino acids. The transcript is spliced from 3 exons. The record is from RefSeq and is a predicted model, not a curated record.
UCUUAAUUAAAGCGCCCCCAACGCUUACCCUUCUUUUCCUCGCGCUUGGCCAGCCGCCUCCUGCAGUCCUGCGGUUGUGCGCUGCGCUGCUAUUUCCACACCUCCCCCGUGCGGUGGUGGUGGUGGCCCAACCAGAGGUCAGCCGGGGGCGCUCGCUCGAGGCAUCGUCCCACACCGCGGGUCAUGGGCUUCCAGGUUGCCGCCGUGGCACCGUCGCCGUGCGCGCGCUCUUCCUCGUCGCCCUCCACCUCCUCGCGACCGCUGCCCGCCUUCCUCGGCGCCGGCGGCGGAUGCGCGGGGCUCGCAAGAUCCCGGUCGCCGGUUAACUGGGGAGCCGGCCUAAUGGUGCGGCGGCCGCGCCCGGCGCCGACGACCGCGAGGUGCGCGCUGAGCGCGAGCUUGGAUGGGAUGGGGGCCGGGGACGCGGAGUUUUUGAGGAAGAUCGAGGAACUCGCGGCGGCGGCGGGGGUGCAGCCGGCGGGCGCGGCGGGGUGCGGGUGGCCCGCCAGCGUGGAGCGGAGCGCGAGCAGCGUCGGGCUGCCGCUGUCGCUGCGGAUGCUGAAGCGGAAGAAGCAGCAGGCGCAGCAGCAGCGGCAGGUGGUGGCGCGGCAGUCGCGGUGGGACGAGGGGCUGCUGGGCUCCGCCGGGGAGUCGGUGGGCCGCGCCUUCUCCUCGAUGGUGCUCAUCGUGCGGGAGCUGCAGAGCUUCGCGCUGCAGCAGAUGCGCGACGCGCUGCUCUGCGACGACCUGCAGGGCGUGCUGGCGCGCGUCCAGGGCGAGAUGCACGCCUCCUUCGUCUGGCUCUUCCAGCACAUCUUCGCCGGCACGCCGGCGCUCAUGGUCUCCCUCAUGCUCCUCCUCGCCAACUUCACCGUCCACUCGAUGGGCCACAGCGUCGCGGCCGCGGCCGCCACCGUCCCGCCCGCUCCGCCCGCCGUCGCGGCCGCGGCGGCGCUCGUGGACAGCCAGCGCGCCGAGCCGUCGCGAAAGCGGUUCGACGCGGCUUCGGUCAAGACGUUCUCCGUCGGCAGGACGGCCUCGGUCGGCGGGAACAGCGGCGGUGGCGGCAAGGCGCCGCCCAUCGCGGGUGCUACCGGCGACGGCCGGUCGGACGAGUCCCUCUAUCGACUAAGCCGCGUGGCGCCGCAGCAGCCGUCGACGCCCGCUGGGGCGGGCAUCGGGGAGGCCGCGCCCGACGCCGCGGACGCGGACGAGCAGUCCAUUUGGGAAAUGAUGGUCACGGAGGCUUUAAGGAUGCAGGCCAGCGGGCGCGCCGAGGAGCUGAGCGACCCGGAUGUGCUGGGGAGCCUCGUCGCGCCGGUGGAGGCGGUGCUGGAGACGGAGGACCACGCGGAGCACGUUCGGACGCAGCAGAGCUACGAGCUGGCCGUCGCCGAUGAGCCGAACAACUCGCUCAUCCUCGCCAACUUCGCGCAGUUCCUCUACCUCGUGCAGAACGACCACGACGGGGCGGAGCACUACUUCGAGCGGGCGGUGCGCGCGGAGCCGGCGGACGCGGAGGCGCUGAGCCGGUACGCGACCUUCCUGUGGAAGGCGCGGAACGACCUCGCCGGCGCGGAGGACACCUACCAGGAGGCCAUCGCGGCCGACCCCGGGAACGCCCACCACGCCGCCGCCUACGCGCAUUUCCUCUGGAACACCGGAGCAUGCGCGGGGGCGGCCACGCGGCGAGACGCCUAGACCACAACAUCACACCGAUGCAGUCCAUGGCCCGGGCGGUGGAGUGGAGCUGACACAUGAUAUCGUCCCUUUACUUAGUUUGAUUAGAAGUGUGCGUGCGUGCCGUGGGCAGUGGAGUGAGUUGUGAUCCAGGAGGACAUGGCGGUGGUGGCUCUGCUUCUUCUUCCCCCGCUCCGGGAAUCCGGGCAAUUGGAGCUUUUGGCCGGGAUCGGGGACGACGGGCUCUCGGGUCCCGACGAGCCUGUCGGGGCCAACCGGCGGCCGGGCGGUAUGGACGGCUGUAGAAAAGAUUUGGUAGAGCGCAGUGGCGUGGAGCGCGACGAGGUGGCGUCGAUCAUGGACGGAUGUUGUGUUGAGUAUUGUAUAGCAGCUCGCAUCCUGUAAUUAUGUGGAUGUGGAAAAGAGAACGAAUAACUAAGUGAAUAAGAAGAUCGUGGUAAUCCCGGUGCAAUCCACCUCGAA